UCGGAUCGGCGUUGGCGCUCUUUUGCUUCCUUUUCUUUCAUUUGCUCUUUCAAUUACAGAAAAUGGCCUCCGAAGAGUUGGUGACUGAGCAAUUUAAAUUUUUUGGCAUAAACGUUGAACAAGAUGUUUUAAUAAAAUGUUGUUUCACGAACCAUUUUUCCAAAGGUGUAAAUUUGUGUGAAGAGAACAAUAUUGAUGCUGAAACUUUUAUCGAACAAUGGAUGGCAUUCAGUUUGAAUUAUGUAAACGGUGCUUCACCAAACUUGGAAAACUUAGAUUUAUUCGUAAGAAAGGAAUUUUCCAAGCGCCGAACUAACGCGUCCGCUAAAGAAACCACACGACCAGCUGCCGGUAAAAGUCUUACCGUUUAUGGAGCAAAAGCCACUUCGCCUCCAGACAGUGAAGUACUAUCAAGUUAUGUUGCCGUAACGCCCAAGAGAGUCAAAAUCGAAAAAGACGCGACGACAAAUCAGAAUGACAUAGUUCCUGCAACUUAUUCACCGACCGUCGGUUCAGCGAAGUACGCGUCGAGAACAAACGCAGGCACGGUGGUCCAUUCUUAUGGAGAUGAGAAAUUACUACAAGAAUUAGGUAAAGCGAACAGCUCGAAUGAUGUGCUCAGUUUGAAAAUCACGCAAGUGCCUAAUGACGAUGACGAAGUUUACACAAAGGCGAUGUUGGGUUUUGAACUUCUCCACGAAAAAGCCAGUACGUUUGAUAAUCACAUUCGAUACAUAUCGCAGUACAUAAUGAAGAAGGCGGGUGUAAAGGAAAGUACCUCAGUUAGACACAAAACACAGACAAACGUAUACGUUGCUGGACGUAUAGAAUGUGAUGCAGAUGCGAGGUUAAAUGCAAAAUGUGUGGUGCUUCAAGGUACGUGGGAGGAGUCACUCAGUCAGUCGGUACCGGUGGACUUUGACAAUGUAUAUCAGUAUUCCUUAUUCCCUGGUCAAGUGGUGGUGCUGCGCGGAAUAAAUCCCCGCGGUGAUAGGUUCAUAGCACAAGAAGUUUAUUGUGACGCAAUCCAACAAUUACCUGACCAUAAGUUCGAUAUAGCCGGUAAAUUGUCGAUGGUCGCUGUGGCGGGCCCGUACACGACGUCGGACAACAUGGCCUACGAACCUCUCAAGGACAUGGUGACGUACAUAAACACGCACAAACCGCACGUAGUCAUAAUGACGGGGCCGUUUAUUGACAGUGAACACUCCAAAGUCAAAGACAAUACGAUGGCCGAGACUUUUAGCUCGUUGUUUGGGAAAAUUCUCGAUAGUCUGGGAGAAUUAAGCAACACGAGUCCGAUCACGAAAAUCUACAUCGUAUCAAAUUUUAAGGAUGCUUUUCAUGUCAAUGUCUACCCCACGCCGCCGUACGUGAGCCGAAGGAAAUACCCCAACAUACAUUUUAUACCGGAUCCCUGCACUCUUACCAUUAAUGGUAUCCACGUGGGAGUCACUAGUACAGAUGUCCUCAUGCACAUUAGCCAGGAAGAAAUAUCACUAGGCACCGGCGGCGACAAGCUGUCCCGCUUAGCGAGCCACGUGCUGUCGCAGCAGACGUACUACCCGCUGUGUCCGGCGCCCGUCCCGCUGGACACCGUUCUGUGGGACGCGCACACACAGCUUCAGUCAUCUCCGCAUCUGCUCGUACUGCCCUCCAAUUUCAGAUAUUUUGUUAAGGAUGUCAACGGAUGUGUAGUUGUCAAUCCAGAACAUUUGACAAAAGGCACCGGCGGAGGGACCUUCACUCGUGUAUUAAUCGAUAGCGACAACGCCACGAAACGAAUUGCAGCACAAAUUGUCCGCAUUUAAUGUAAAAGCAUUCCAUUGCACCUAACGAACUGACCUAGUGAGAUAUAUUAAAAUAAGUUUUAUUUUUCGAAAAA
This is a messenger RNA of Bombyx mandarina (wild silkworm), 1885 nucleotides long. RefSeq names its product DNA polymerase alpha subunit B (gene DNApol-alpha73). Gene Ontology annotation, molecular function: DNA binding. Lineage: Eukaryota; Metazoa; Arthropoda; Insecta; Lepidoptera; Bombycidae. Gene Ontology annotation, cellular component: alpha DNA polymerase:primase complex. The record is from RefSeq and is a predicted model, not a curated record. Gene Ontology annotation, biological process: DNA replication initiation; DNA replication.